CUUGCACUGGGCUACAACAUUGGAUGUGACUUUUUGAAGACCGUUUCCUGCAGUUGCAUUGCUGAAGCAUCCUGGGACUUGAAUCUACACUUCUAUGUUGGCAUGUUACAUGGUUAUGUGCACAAUCAGAAGUGCCAGCUCCACUUUGAUCCUUGUAUUCUGAGCACUGCUGGGCUUGAGGAUUUCAAAACUAAUGAGUGGAUUUUCUCCUGGCAAAAUGGCACUGCCCACCUGUUCUGGUAUGGCUCAAAAUUUCAUUGCCAUAUGAGUUUGCAUCUGUUUUGGGAAUAA
Dacryopinax primogenitus is the source of this 291-nucleotide messenger RNA. RefSeq lists its product as uncharacterized. The transcript has a single exon. Lineage: Eukaryota; Fungi; Basidiomycota; Dacrymycetes; Dacrymycetales; Dacrymycetaceae. The record is from RefSeq and is a predicted model, not a curated record. The annotation marks the transcript as partial.